Molecule: messenger RNA, 273 nt
Organism: Phanerochaete carnosa HHB-10118-sp
Lineage: Eukaryota; Fungi; Basidiomycota; Agaricomycetes; Polyporales; Phanerochaetaceae
Exons: 1
Coding region: 1-273 (90 amino acids)
Source: RefSeq, a predicted model, not a curated record
AUGUCUGCGCCGCUCAACGCGAUACAGCUCAGCCCUACCACGGCUCUUACCCGCGCUGCCUCCGGCGCCGCACUGGGAGAUGACACUCGUAGGACCUUGCACGACAGCGUCGCGAGUGUGGUGCUGCCACCACUGGCCGGCUCGGCCAUUCUCGAGAGCACGGACGGCGCCGACGAAAGCGCGCCAGUGAUUCAGGAGUGCGAAGAUGACGUAGUCGCUCUGCGUGAGAUGCCGGGUAUAGGGGCUUCAGGGAGGGAGCGACUCGAGCCGUAA